AUGAGUGCACAGCAGACAAAGUUUAAUUUCUACGAGUUGCCAAACGAGACUACUGUCGAAACAUCUUCAAAUCAGCCUGGAAAUCCCGAAGUGGUUCACCCUGGGCUGCCCGAGUUUCCCCCGUCCCCGUUGUGGCUUUUCGCGCUGAAAACCACACUCUGCCUGGCUGUGUUGUUGGUUACAAUUACUGGUAACUCACUGGUAGUGAUAUCCUUCAUCAAGUUCAGGAAACUACAGACAUACUCUAACUACUACAUUGUUACUUUAGCGCUUGCUGAUCUCGCCAGUGGCAUCACACCCAUUAUCUUAAACGUAGCUUGGCUGAUUGGCUAUUGGCCAUUCGGCAACGCAGUAUGCAUAGUGUCUGUCUUCUUGAAUACGGUUUUCGUACACACGACGUUUCUACUAACCUUCAUCAUCUGUGUGGAUCGCUACCGAGCCUUGUGUAUGCCUCUUAAACACCUCCGGGAGAAGAACCGAAGACAUGCUGCCCAGAUGCUACUGCCGGGUAUCCUCUUCCCAUUUCUCUUGUGGUCCGUCGUCAUACUAAUUCUGCCUCAAAUGGGCGUUUUUAGACCAAUCCAGCCGUUCAUGUGUUACAUACCAUACGCAAGUAACAAAGCAGUACUACUGGGUGCAUCCAUUGUAGUAUCAUGGAUACCGAUCGUGGGCACAUCUUGUCUUUAUUCCCUUAUUUUCUUCAAAGUUAUCCGUCGACGACGACAGAACGGUUGCUCUAAACCAAAAGUAAAGGCAAACAGUGCGGCAAAAUACGGCACCGAGGCCGUCCCUGAAAACGCGUCCGUUCAACAACCCAACGGCCCGGUUCAACGAUCCAAUGGCCCCGUUCAACAACCCAACGGCCCCGUUCAAAACGCGUCCGUUCAACAACCCAAUGGCCAAAUUCAACUACCUAACGGCCCCGUUCAACAACCCAACGGCCCAGUUCAUCUACCUAACGGCCCCGUCCAACAACCCAACGGGCCCGUUCAACAACCCAACCACACCGAUGAGCCAGUGACGGGCAAAGAACAAAACGAAAAUCCAAACAACAUCGAGAUAGUUAUGAGAUCCAUUGGUGUGUCUCAACAGACGCAAGUACCUAGUCUACAAAGCACCUACCGACUUAGAAGUGUCAGCAGCAGACGAGCAACUCGCACGCUGUCGUAUAUCAUCGUCGUCAUGGUCAUUUCUGGGACCCCGUACUCAAUUUACUCUCUUCUUUCAAGCAUCUGGCCUGAUCUACCCAAAACUCACACAAUAAGCUGGAUUCAGGGUCAUACUAACCCGGAAAUGGGUCAGGCCCCACGGGACCUGGAUCCGGGUAAAUUCUAA
Molecule: messenger RNA, 1335 nt
Organism: Asterias rubens (European starfish)
Lineage: Eukaryota; Metazoa; Echinodermata; Asteroidea; Forcipulatida; Asteriidae
Product: muscarinic acetylcholine receptor M4-like
Exons: 2
Coding region: 1-1335 (444 amino acids)
Biological process (GO): adenylate cyclase-activating adrenergic receptor signaling pathway
Cellular component (GO): membrane
Molecular function (GO): dopamine neurotransmitter receptor activity, coupled via Gi/Go; G protein-coupled receptor activity
Source: RefSeq, a predicted model, not a curated record